Messenger RNA from Alternaria viburni, 1509 nucleotides. RefSeq lists its product as uncharacterized. NCBI's taxonomy places the organism in Eukaryota, Fungi, Ascomycota, Dothideomycetes, Pleosporales, Pleosporaceae. The transcript is spliced from 2 exons. The coding region runs from base 1 to 1509 and encodes 502 amino acids. The record is from RefSeq and is a predicted model, not a curated record.
AUGUCGAUUCAGAAGCCUCCAACCCAAGUCCUGGGUGUCGAGGAACUCAGGAUCCGCAUCGUUCACACAACUUCCGGUUGGUUUGCUUCGAAGUUCUGGAACUCGAUCGUGCUGCCAGCAGCGUCGUCAGAACCGGCUGUUCUGCAUGCUGCUGUUGCGCUGAGCGCUGCGCACAGAUGCAGUUUCGAUUCGGCACAAGCUCCGGAUGAGAGGGAAAAGUUCAUGCUUCAACAAUAUGGCAAAGCAAUCCAGUCGCUACAGCCGCUGUUGCGGCGUGGAGACAAAGCCUCAGUCACAGUGAUAUUGGUCACCUGUCAGUUAUUUACGUUGCUUGAAUACCUCCGCGGGCAAUACCAAUUGGCCGAAUCACACUUACGGAACGGUCUAAAGGUCCUGAUGAACAUGGCCACGAAGAAAGACCGCUCGCACAAUGGCGUCCUCGUAAUCAAGCCGGCAUCAUAUGAAAAGAGCAUCGACCAAGGCAUCGUGCGCAGCUUCGCCACCCUACAUAUGCAAAAUAAUCUGUUCGGUUCCGGUCUGGAAGAUCUCGAUAUAUUUCUUCAACCGAUAGAAAACAACAUACCAUACCCUACUUUUACGACUAUUGAGGAGGCGAAGGACGCUCUUGAUGUGCUAUUGCACGGCAUUGUUCUCAUAGCACAACAAUAUCGAAAGAUGGGGCCAGGCACUGAAGACGAAAUUGCUGCGGUUACAGCAGCACAAGAAGAGAUCACGACCUCUCUUGCGAUGUGGCACGAUACGUAUCUGAGUACACUUCCCUCGGUCGACAGACUAGCCCUAGCUGCCGGGAGGAAACCAGAUGAAUUGUGGGCGUUCGGCGGGAAGACGCCGCCAGCAAAGCUUCCGACGGGCCGCGAACCGUCAGUCCUCAAAUUGCUACUCAUGUAUCAUGCCAUGGCGCGCAUAAUGUGCGGCUGUCUGCAAGUGCACUCUCAGCAACACUACGAAGCGUACACGCCAACGUUUCUCACGAUACUUGUGCAUGCCAUACACAUCUUCGAAGAGUACACCUUGGCUAAAUCUAUACCCGAUAACGUCAACCUCCACGAUUCGAUUGGCGAGUACGGCUUUAUUGCGCCUUUGUAUUACACGGCUAUCAAGUGUCGAUACCAUCGUAUCCGCCUCCAUGCUAUUCGGCUCCUGCGGGUGAUCCCACUGAAGGAAGGAACGUGGGAUUCUUUCACGGCAGCGAAUAUCGCGGAAACGGUUAUGGAGCUUGAAGAGCAAGAUACUCACUAUGGGGAUAACGCUGGAGAUGGCUUCUCUCUCUCAGAAAUACCCAAUUUGGAAGAUUUGUAUAGCUGGUCUUUGAUGCCGGAGCAUGACAUGUUCCACGAUGUGGAAGCAACGACAAGAGGAGACCUCACGAACGAAGUCGUCGUCACAUGCAGAAGACGGCGACUCGACGGUAGCCCGUAUGUCAUUACGUUUCACGCCAAUCCCAAACCCAGGCACAAGACCGACAAGAAGACACACUCUUAUACCUGA